Sabethes cyaneus is the source of this 4589-nucleotide messenger RNA. RefSeq lists its product as uncharacterized. The transcript is spliced from 17 exons. Bases 870 to 3776 code for a protein of 968 amino acids. The record is from RefSeq and is a predicted model, not a curated record. Lineage: Eukaryota; Metazoa; Arthropoda; Insecta; Diptera; Culicidae.
UGGUUUUGAUUCUUUUAAUGUCGGUGAUACACACAGGCGCUGUCUGUCUGCCGUAGUUCAAGUAUCGAACAAUCUGGUUCAAGCAAGAGUCAUCUAGCUUGGCAAGAAUAUAAUCAUUACUUCGAUCCGUUUCCCUAGUACCAUCAGGAAAAAUUUGUGUGAAAAAGUUAAAAAUAUUUUUUGUUCGGAAAAAUUCCUCCUCACUUCAGCUAGUGGUUGGACCGCUAGGACAGAGAGCGGACAACGAAGGAAAAGCGCAAAAUUGGAUGAGGGAAAUGAGCAAAAGCCAAAGUGAGAGUGAGAGCGAAAGCUGGGUGGGAGAGGGAAAAUGUGUGCAACAGCCGGUGAGACGAAAUGCAAAGCAGGAGUUCGAGUAACAACUAUUAUUAAAUUUUGAUUGAAGAAAACCCGGUACGGCACACGUACACAUGUGCAGAGGAAACACACACGAAACGAAACGAGCGAAAAGAAAAACUUCGAAUGUCCCAAAAAUCGACGACAGUGUUGUUGGGAAGAACGGAACGCAUCAACUAGAUUAUGAAGAAAAAUUGUGAGUCAGUUGUGAAUUCAACAGCAGGACAAGCCGAUAAGUUCGAUAAACCAAGUUAUUUCUUGAAGCAGGUGCUAUUGAGCUGUGUGAAUUAGCUCUCUUAUCAGUACGGUCAAUCGAAGCACGGGCCCACCUUAGAAGUCUUUCUUCGUAGUGCUUCUCUUGGUUUUUAGUGUUCGUUCAAGACUUACUCAACUCUUUCUAAGCCAAUGUUAUUGUUUACCUCUUCGGCCACGAUUGUGAAGUAGAGAACCGGAGCAGCAACCGGCAACGAAUUUCAGUGCUGAUAUUAAGGCCGACUAAAUCCAGUGCCUACACAAUGAAGAAACGAGGAGCCGGUGAUUUAACGAUGGACACACUCGUCAUGUUACUAUUCGCGUUAGUCGUAGUUGUAAUAGCACUAGUUUUCCUCUCGAAGUUACUGUACGAUAAGUAUGUGAAGAAGGGAUCCACGGCGGUGGAGGGAACCGCUGCUGCGGCUGCAACGAGCACGGGAGCAGUGACCGGAAGCACAACGGCCACUGCCCUGCUGUCGAGUGGUCUGGGAACUGCGUCCGUUCUGGGCGGCAAGGACAUUUCCCGCCUGUCCGAACCGAAGGAGGUGCUGGCAUCGAAAAAAGACGCUCUUCUCGCGCAAGCGAAAAAUGGGCCUCUGGGCGGCGGCGCCCGCGUUGGCGGUGGAUUCGGUGGUGGCAUCGGCCAGAAAGCUGGCGGCGUUGGCGGCUCUGCUAUCGUACGGAAGCGUAUCUCCCGCAGGAGUCCCGGUCCCGAGUUGUCGCAGAAAAAACGAACAAUCAUCCCUCCGUCACACAUCAACGGAUCGGAUAUGCAAAUGGUCCAAUGGGCGAUUCACGUCUUUCGGUGGCUUUACUCUGAUCUGGUCGUCGUGAACAAGCUGCUGCAGGACUGGGUUGGUACUAUCAAUACCGCACUGCUAUCCCACGUAGAACAGCACGAGAUGAUCGUCGAAGUGGUCCGGGUGCUGCCGGAGAGUCUACCCCCGAACAUGUCCAGCAUCCUGUGCGAGCCAACCGAGCAGCAGAACGAAGUGGAGCUGCUGUUUGAUGUUGAAACCACCCCAGUUCUGCAGAUUAAGGCGUUCAAAUCGACCAAUCAGAAGACGGACGUCUCGCACUACAAGGCGACCGUGUCCCGAUUGAAGACCCGUAUGAGUGUGAUAAUUAACUUUUUCGGACUCAAGGGUGAAAUGAAGGUGGAAGGAUUUCCUGACAUUAAAAUCCACCUUAACAGUAUCGGUCCACUAAAGACUGCGAAUGCCCAAGAUGAAAAGAAACAAAGCGACCUCAUUAUUGAACUGCUAGCGUCCUCCAUUCGGGACGUCGUAUAUCCGAUCGAUUUCUCCAUCUACUCGACCUGUCCGCGUUUGAUGGGCGAAGAACCGGAGGAAAUGCUGCCACUCGAUUACUCAGGUUAUGGUUACAUGGACAAUUACCGUUCAUAUCAAGACGACUCAUUCAGUACCAGCUUAUCGACUUCACCGAAAAAACUAUUAGUUAAAAUCCUGAAAGCCGAGGGACUCCUGCAAUGCUCACAACCAUACUGCGUCGUAGAGAUGGAUGAACCGGCUCAGAAGCAUCAAACCGCCGGCAAAAUGGGGACGAACCCCGUUUGGGAUGAUACCUUCCUGUUUGACUUGUCAAACCAUUCUACCGAACUCCUAUUCGAAGUGUAUGACUCUGUAGCAGUAGGUAAUGGCAAUGCAGUUGAUCCACUGUUAGUUCAAUCUGUUGUAGUUGAGGCCACUGCGCCGGCAUCGUGUCCGGCGCUAGUUAAAGUGGUUGCGAAUGUCGAGAGUGCUGAGAUUAUUACAUUGCAUGACAAUAAUUCGAAUGAUCCUCCCACUAACAGUAGCUGCGGUAACGAGCAAGCCGCUGGAGCCGAUCGUGACCCAGCUGCUGGUCGGGGGGUCACCGACGGCGACGACGGCGAGACUGAUUGCGUCCAAUCGGAGAUAGAACCGGCUGAGCGGCCUUCGGUUGCAGCUGGGUCCAGCUUUUUAGACAAAAUUAAAAAACCUAACACGUGUGAGUCCGCCGGAGGGUUCCAGCGAUUCCUGGGGUUGGGUUUGGUCGGGAUCGAUGAACUCGCGAACGGUCCUGCUUCGACGCAAAUUUUGGAACUACAGCCCAGACCAUACGAAACGGAAAAUAUUACCGGUACACUGACAGUUGAGUUUGUGUUCAUCGAUGCUCCACCAGCACCGGCUCCUCGAAGACAGUACGCACAGCAAUCGUUCCGAACCAAUGGAGAAACGCACUUUGCUAGGGAUGUCGGCACUAAACUGUCUUCCAGCGCCCCAACCACCACCGGUGCAUCUACCCUGCCGGGGGCUAUAAAAAGUACAUCAUCUGCUCCAACCUCACCAGCGAGAAAAUCUGUCGGAAUUCUUGGCACUGUCAGUUUUAGUGACCGUAAUCAACGCUUCCAAGCGGCCAACGCUAAUCGAUUGAACAAUUCCUUCCUGAAGCCCCCCUCGGCAUCUGACUCCAGCUUGAACGGUACUAAGCUACAUCCAUCCGAUUCCACCUCGGUUUCACCGGCGCUCUCGUCCGUCUCGCAAACCUUCAGCGGCGGCAGCUUCAGCACCGGCUCCCCGGAGAACGUCAGCAAGACGCGCAACAUACUCGGCACGCUGCGGAACAAACUGUCGCUUACGAAAAAGUCCAAAUCGGUCGAUAAUCCGCAGUACAGUCCGAACCACCCCGGGCAGAUUCACAGUGCCUCGUCGACACUCAGUCGCGGCUCGUCCACGGAUCAGCGAUCGAUACUCUUUCCGAAUAUCAAGAAUCUCUCCCGAAAGUCGUCCAUGUCGGAGUCUUCCGCCAUUUCCGGCCUGUCGAAUUCCAGCGGCCGAACCUACCUGCACGAGGAAUCUACGCUGCUGCUAGAGACGGUGGAAAACAACAUACGCCGGCAUUACCUGGUUCCGAUCGAGGUUGCCAUGCGGCAGAAAGCGUGGAAGCGCAAGGGCACCAAGCUGCACAUCUACAACGAUCACACCUUCAUUGCGAAACACCUUGGAGGCGGAAUACUGUGCCAUGUGUGCAACCGCAGCAUCCCGCGGCGUCCCGGCAAGCAGGGUUACGAGUGUCGUGAUUGCCUUAUCCAGUGCCACAAACCGUGCCACGUGCGGGCACCGCAGGCCUGUCCAAAUCCGAAGAUUCUUUCGGUACAACUAGCGUCAUUGCCCCUACUGAAUGAGUAAAUGAUUUCUUUAAGUAAAUUCUAACCAAGUGCUUUGCAUUGAUGCAAUCCUAGCCCCAAAUUAAAGUGGCCUUUCUCGUAAAAAGGACAAUUCGAAACAGUUUCAUCUGGGCAUUUAAGCGAAACGCGAAACUAAAUACAACCACAACCCCUAUCAGGAACCAUUGCUACCAAUGCAGAUAUCUAGAACUAGGUGCGACCAGCAAACAAGCUUAACUUGCAACAGGAAUCCACUUCAUGCCAUAAACAAAACGUAUAUGUUUUCAACGAAACAAGCAUCGCAACAGUAAUAUGAUUCAUGUUCCGGCACUCAACAGACGUGUUAUGCGUUGUUAACACUGUUGAAUGUUUUAUUGUUCAGUUGAUCAAAUUAAAAUUAGGAGAAACUAAAACUUUCAUGCUAAGCCUAACAAACAUUGACCAAAGUAUAAAUUGUGAACCUUUCUACAAUGGUGAUAAUACUGACAACCAGCAAACAAUCGCUACAGUUUAUUCUCUAGCCUAAACAUGUAACGAAACACUUUUUUAUUAGGGUUAAUCGGAACAAUCUCUGGUCUACUGGGUUGUGAUGGAAAUGUUAAAUAUUAACUGCAACAAAACAAAACAAAAACAAACAAAAAAAGAAACACGAACCAGGUGCGUUUUCUCGUCCGUCGCAAAAUUGUAUAGUUGAAAGUUUAGCUUUACACAAGCGCGCGCUUUGUUCUGCUCUUCUAUUACUGCUGUUAGGUAUUUAUAAUAAAAAAAAUCUUUUUACUUUCGAGUUAGUAAUGGGACAGUACUGUUUUUGCCCAAAACAAAACAAAAAAAACAA